AUUACUUCUCUGGGAGACAGCUGCUAAGAUCAUCUUGCAUCAAAAUGUUUCUAACUUUUUUUUCUGAUAGUAUUCCCAGUUGGACAGAAAGCAUCUGAAUCUGCUUGGAUCAUGAGGAAGAUGAAAUAUUCCUGGGCAGCCUUUGCAGGAAGAGGCAGCAAGUGGGAGAAAAUGGCUGGGGAAAAUGCAAGGAUGCUGCCCAAGGCCACGCAUGAGGAAAGAAAGAAGCAGGAAGCGAAGAGGAGAGGGAAACUGAAAACCAUGGCAGGCAAAUUACUAAAGUCCGUGGCUAGUGGGAAAGAGACAGCGGAGGAUAAGGCUGGCAGUGAGGAUGUGGCAGGGAAUUUGCUGAAGACAGCAACCAGUAGGAAGGGAGCAGAGGGAGAGAUGCCUGCAGAGGAAACCAUCUGUGGAUUCAUUGAGCAAGGAAAAUUUUUUGAAGCUUGUGAUCAUAUUUAUGACCUGGAACAUUCUGGAAAUGAUGGUGUGGGAAAAUCUGAAUCACUUUAUAUGCUACUGGCUGAACGAAUGUGGACUGUGGUGGGCGAAGCACUCAGUGGAAGCGGUAGGAUGUUCCUGGAGCCGUUGCAGUCGGUGGGGGAAUCACUGAAGUGGCAGAAGCAGAAGGAACCAGAGUGGCUUGGCAGCGGCCAAGAGACAGAGUCUGUUUCCACCUGGAGUCCAAACUUUUGGAGGAAAGAUCUGGAGGAAAAACUAAUACAGUACAUGACAGCCCAGAUUCCCCAGUUUGGGUCCUCUAGUAACACAGACAAGACCGCACUACACCAGCAUCUGAGUCAGCUGGAAUCGACAUUUCUCCCCAGCCUGGAGUACAGAAGUGAUGUCUUCAAGGAAGCCGGACUGCUUGACACCUAUGCCCGCUGCUGUCAUGCCUCUUUGUCUUCUCACCUUUCCACACUUACUGACAGUAACCAUUUCAGCUUCAGCCAAUGUCUUUCAGUUUAUGAAUGGGGCCUUAAAAUGUACAAAAGUGGCAGCGAGACAUGUCUGAGACCCAGGGAGACCCCCCAACACAGCCUUUCCCUUGGUGUACAGUGUCUCAUGUGGAUUAUAUUGAAGACUGAGGAAAAGUUACUUGCAGUCACCCGGAAGGAAGUAGGGAAAGCCCUGAAAGAAGCCUUUGAUAUUGGGAAACCCCCUUGUGCAGAUGCUGCAGUCAUUCAGAUACUAACAGAGAAGAUGGAGGCUGCCUGGCGUGUCAGUGAGAGCCUGAGUGAGAAGGUGGAAGCUGUGUGCCUGGAGGAGUGCUUGAGGUUCCUGGAGAGCUAUGAAAAUGAAGUAAGAAGCUUUCUCCAGCUCGAUGGCUGCCCAGGGAUCUGCAGCGGCUUACGAAUCUUGGAGAACUGCUGCAUUCUCAGGAUUGUCUGGCAUAAGCUAACAUACAUUUGCAGUGCCAGCACUGGUCAGGAUGUUAAGGUAAAUGGAUUUCUGGACAGGAUGGAAGAUGAGAUUUCGGGGCAUUUUCUGCAGGCUGUCACUUCUAAAGUCAAGGGAACACUGAAGGAGCACUUCAAAAAGUGUGACAGUGGUUUUUACCACAUCCUUGAAUCCUUAAAGCAAAGCUUUUUGGCAUUUGGGAAGAAAAAAACAGACACGUAUGAGGCCCUGGUCAAGGCUGUCAACACCAUCAUUAUUACAGAAUAUGUGCAGGCCCUCCUGACCACUUCCAGGAAAUCAUCUUCUGUGCAGAGGAGGAUGAUUGUCAGCAAGAUAGAAGAAGAUCAUAGGAUACUGCAAACCGUCUUUAAAGAGUGCUUAAGUCCUGCAGCUGGUCCCCUCAAGGAUCCUAUAAAAGCAAUUUUAGAACUUAUUCAAACUUCUGAUGCUGAGGGGAUGAAAAUAGCCCUUCUGCCCAUUCUCAAAGAAUUUCCUGAUCUAAGGAAGGAACAUCUGAGUGCAGUGCUGGACAUCAAAGACUCGCUCAGCCGAGAAGACAGAGCUGCUCUCUUGAAGGCAUUUCACGAUAAUUGCAGGGAAUCAGAAACAGAACCAGACUUGCUUUUUGCAGAUAUAGAAGUAAAUCCUAGAAAAUAUGGACUCUGUGGAUGCUUCUGCUGUUAGCAAAGGCCUGCUGCGAGAAACAUGAGGUCUCGCUCCCAUGUGGCAGCAUCUGCAAUCACAGCUCCUUGAAAGCCUCAGGGACCCGUGCAGCCGGGUGCACAAAGCCUGACAGCUAUGGAAGAUACAAUUCCCGCCUGACAGCUGUGGAAGAUACAAUUCACGCACUUUUGCAGGAAAACCGCGUGGCCCCAAUCCUAAUCUUCUACGCAAAGUCCAGGCGGAAGAUGAAUGGGAUAUGGCAGAAAGACAUUCCUUCAAAAUUUGCUAGAGAUUGCCGCUUAACUGAGUCCUGCUGGUUAUUCCCAGGAUGUGGCAUGGUGGUGUGUGGAGGAGGAGGAAGGUUCCCCCUCACCAAAUUUCUGUUUCCAUCCCUCGUUUCAUGCAAUCUCACAUGAAACCAGGGACUGCUGCACCACAUGGUGUCCUAGCAGAUGACAUGGCAUCGCAAACUUCCCCAGAGACCCAGGACCCUCCAUUAGGGAAUCCUGCCUAGCCCAUGGUGCUAGCGGUGCCUGCGGGUUUGGGCACCUGGAUCAACCCCCCGAAGCCUGACCUGCACCAGGAGGGGUGCAGACAGAGCUGCCUCUUCCCUCGCUCCCCACACAAGAAGACUGUGACCUGCUUUGGGGGCAACCUGCCAUGCUGCCAGCUGUGGAAUGGGAAGCUCUUCCCAUGUGAUUUUUACAGCUGACUCUGGAGCAGAGUCUUGCAUUCAUUUUUAUACCUCAGUUACUGGAAAUUUCCUCUUGGAGAGGGAGGGAAAGCCUCAUGGGAAGCAGGCAGUGAAAGGAGUUGUUUGUCCCAGCCUCCAGGCAAGGUCUGUGCUGUUUUCAGAUGUAAAUAGGCAGUUCCGCCGGGAAAACACUGACUUUUCUUCCCAGUUAUCUAUGGACUGGUCACAACCUCCAAGCUGGAUUUGGUUCAAGGCCCUCCUUUGCUAUUGUGUUAAUAUAGGCCAUUACCGCUCCUCUCUGGCCGUGUAAACAAGCAAAAAAGCUCUGCUACCUCAGACGUGCCAGUGCUUUUCUGAGCAGCCAUUCCCCCUCAAAUCUGCUUCCCUAACAAGAAAAGGGGCAAAUUUGUGCAUAACCCAUCAAUGUGCGAGGCGGGGGAUGUGUCAGGCCCUGGGAAAGCGCAGACUCAGGUGGGUGCUGCCACCCUCUGCAGUGCCGUGCCGUCACCCCAGGGACGCGGGUGUCUUGGCUCAGAGGCAGCUUGUCUGUGGAUGGGGUCCUGUGAGCUUGACAGGCGCCGGGGCAGGUUUAUAACUGUCAUGAGCUUUGCUCCUGGCACAGCGCUGAGCGUGGGGUGAGUGGCAGAGAAGCGGGAAAGAACAGGCUGCUCCAUCGGCAGGGAGUCCUCUGUGGGCUUUUGGGGCACCACGAGACCUCGGCAUCGAUACACUCCUCACAUCGUUAACGGGCAGUGAGAGCGUCCCGUGGCCUGCCUGCCCUUCCUGACUGCACGUCUGCUUCAAAGGCCCAACUCCUGUGUCCCUUGCACUUUAUAGCUGUCCAUUGCAGCUUCAGUGAGACUUUUCCCGGGAUGUGGGGAGGCUGGAAGAGCUGGCGGAGCUGCAGCCUGGCCGGGUGGACGCGGGUCGGGCUGUGGGGCUGGGUGGACGCCUGCCCGCCAAAGGGUGCCAGCCCUGCUGGGCAUGCUGGGCCAGUCACCCUCCCCUCCCGCCUAAUUGCACAUUUUUUUCAAGGGCAGGAAAGGAUGGCAGACCCGACUGCGACAGCAGGGUCAGAGUCAGCCUCUGCCGAUGGGGAUUUCAAGCAACAAGCCUUCCAGAGAAAAUAAAUAAAAACCCCUCUGACAUUUCGAUCACGGUUGGGCUAAAAAUAAUCCCACAGCAUGCAGACGGCUCCUGCCACGUGCAUGUUGAUGUCUAUGUACGUCUCUGCCAUUUGACAUUCGCAGUCAGACGAGGGUAUAUUCUGCUUGCAUGCAGUGUCUGGGAGCCGUGGGGGACGCCGGGCUUGCCACCAUCGACCCUUCGGAUGAGCUGGCUGAGGACAAGCCCCGCGCCAUCAUGGCUGCCGCUGUGCCUGUCCUCGCUGGGUGGGCAGGGGACAGGCAGCACCUUCUGUUCUGUGUGUGUGCAGAGAAGCACCGCUUUCGAUGAGGUUUCUUAGCAGCAAGUUUCUGCACCCUGUGUGUAGCAGCCAGUCACGGAGAGGGCAAAUAAAGACUUGAGUUUGUCCA
This is a messenger RNA of Harpia harpyja (harpy eagle), 4290 nucleotides long. RefSeq names its product exocyst complex component 3-like protein 2. The record is from RefSeq and is a predicted model, not a curated record. Gene Ontology annotation, molecular function: SNARE binding. Lineage: Eukaryota; Metazoa; Chordata; Aves; Accipitriformes; Accipitridae. Gene Ontology annotation, biological process: exocytosis; exocyst localization. The coding region runs from base 112 to 2082 and encodes 656 amino acids. The transcript has 12 exons. Gene Ontology annotation, cellular component: exocyst.